Molecule: messenger RNA, 663 nt
Organism: Aspergillus candidus
Lineage: Eukaryota; Fungi; Ascomycota; Eurotiomycetes; Eurotiales; Aspergillaceae
Product: ubiquinol--cytochrome-c reductase subunit 7
Exons: 4
Coding region: 94-462 (122 amino acids)
Biological process (GO): mitochondrial electron transport, ubiquinol to cytochrome c
Source: RefSeq, a predicted model, not a curated record
CCGGCCUUCUCGCGACCUCCCCUUCCACCCCCCCCACCACACCACCAUACCGUCAAUUGAAUCCCAAGGCACCACCCUUUGGGCUCAUUCACCAUGUCCGCUCCUUCUCUCGCUAGUUACAUCGCCAAGCGCCCGAUGCUGAAGCGCUGGAUGAUGCCGAUUGCCAACUGGUACACCGAUGCCGCCGGUUACAGGAAACUCGGUCUGCGCGCGGACGACCUGAUCCCCGAAGAGACCGAGACCGUCCAGAAGGCGCUCAAGCGUCUGCCUCCCAAGGAGGCCUACGACCGUGUCUUCCGUAUCCGCCGGGCCUUCCAGUGCUCCAUCUCUCACAAUCUUCUCCCCGCUGCUGAGCAGGUCAAGCCCGAGGAGGACGUCGAAUACCUCAGCCCCAUCAUCCGUGCGAUCGAGAAGGAGGCCGCCGAGCGUGCGGAUCUCGACAACCUCGUUGUCAAGCGGUGAAUCGCUCGACCCUCGAGGGUUCGUUCUGUUUAGAAAGACAAGAUUCAGCGGAGGGACAUAGACGGAGGAAAAGCAGGGGCUUGUUGCGAAUUGCGUGCUGUGCUCCACUUCGAAGUGCAUGGCCUGGAUGUUAAUUCAAGUGGAUUUAUGUCGUUCUAUCACGUGUACUGAUACUGUACAAAUUCAUUGUCUCAUUCAAUG